Messenger RNA from Prorocentrum cordatum, 434 nucleotides. Lineage: Eukaryota; Dinophyceae; Prorocentrales; Prorocentraceae. The record is from the annotation of a GenBank genome assembly.
AGCCGUGUUUCGGCUCGUCUCGUCUCGUGGACUGGACCCCUCACAGGGCUGCGUUUACAUUAAUACAUCUUACACUUUGCUUCGCGCUGAUAACAAUGGUUGUCGCCGCUGUCCGGCCGCUGGCCCUGCUCCACCUGCUGCCCGCGACCGCCGCCGGCGUCCAGAUCCAGAGCCACCACGCGGGCCUGGUCGCCGAGGCCCCAGCUCCAGCGGAGGUCAAGCCAAGCCUCCGACGGGCGAUGAGCCUGCUGGGCGUCGAGGGGGCGUCCGCCGCCUUGGGCACGAUGAACAAGGUUGGCGUCACCCGGUACCAGAACCAUGUCUUCAAGAAGGGCAGGAGGAAGGACGGCGGGCUCUACUCGGCAGACCCUGCCAACCGCGAGGGGCAGCUUUACUCUGGCGCGGCGGACCUCGCGUCGAACCUCACCUGGGGC